AAAGACCUUCAGCAAAUGGAGAAAGAAUCCAAUUCAACCUUUCAAUUUCCUCCAGGUUUUAGGUUCCACCCAUCAGAUGAAGAACUCAUAAUUCAUUACCUGCAAAACAAGGUGACUUCGCUUCCGCUUCCAGCACCGGUGAUUGCCGAUAUAGAUCUGUACAAGUAUAAUCCAUGGGAGCUACCCAAGAAGGCUUUAUCUGGGGAAGAUGAGUGGUAUUUCUUCAGUCCAAGAGAUAGAAAAUAUCCAAAUGGUGGAAGACCAAACAGGGCAGCAGCUUCUGGUUAUUGGAAAGCAACAGGAACCGACAAGCCUAUACUUGCUUCUGGGGAAUCAAGGAGCAUAGGAGUCAAGAAAGCUCUCGUCUUCUAUACUGGUCGCCCAACCAAGUCGGCCAAGACAGAUUGGAUCAUGAAUGAAUACAGGUUGCUCGACACAGUAAUCAAGCCAUCAAGGUUCAAAGGGUCCAUGAGACUGGAUGAUUGGGUGCUAUGCAGAGUGCGACAAAAAGCAAAAGUACCUAAAAAGAACGUUGAAAACCAAGAUAGACAAUCACCUGAAGCACCAAGGUACUCCCCAGAGAUUGAGGCAGCACAACCUGCAUGCACAUACUUCAAUCCUGAUAUGACCGUGGAUCAUCUGUUCAAAGAUUGCCAAGUCAUAGCAUACCUGCUGGCUGGGAAAGCUCCACCUGACAUGGAAACCAUCUCUAAUGUAAGUGUUGAAGGCAGCAAGAAUGGUAACAGUGUGAACUCAGUUUAUCAUGAAAGUUCUAAUAAUAUAGAUUCUCCAAGUAAUGUGUAUUCAACAAGCAAUUGUGUCGACACAUUAAAAAGGAAAGCUUUUGAGGAGAAUGAGCAUAGCAUAUGCGCUAAGGACAGCAGGAAGCAAAACAAAAACAGAAGCAAUGACGAUUCAAUUGGCAAGACAGUAGCUGGUGAUGAUACAAAUGGGUACAGCCACAUCCAGUAUCAGAAGAACAUGUUCACCAUGAUCCCACCAAAUUCCAUGAUUGACUUCCAGGAACUUAACGAUCUAGCAUAUAUUAGACACUUACAGCAAUGAAGCACAUAACUGGCAGGAGGACAUGACUUUCCUGAAGGUGGUCAUUUAGGAGGCAAAAUCAGGGUGUACAGCAAAAGUUGUAGACAAAGCAUGCAAAAUCAAGAUCCGCAGUUCUACAUUUGCAUGUUAUACAUAUUUCUGAGAUUAUUAUAAUUGUAUCAUGAAACUGGAAGUGGAUAUAUGUGAACUGUAAGCUCACUAUAUAUGUUACCCAAUAAAAUGGUAAUGUGAUGAAUGCAAGUAAA
Syzygium oleosum is the source of this 1310-nucleotide messenger RNA. RefSeq names its product NAC domain-containing protein 1-like. The transcript is spliced from 3 exons. Lineage: Eukaryota; Viridiplantae; Streptophyta; Magnoliopsida; Myrtales; Myrtaceae. Gene Ontology annotation, molecular function: DNA binding. The coding region runs from base 16 to 1065 and encodes 349 amino acids. The record is from RefSeq and is a predicted model, not a curated record. Gene Ontology annotation, biological process: regulation of DNA-templated transcription.